This is a messenger RNA of Naegleria lovaniensis, 1530 nucleotides long. RefSeq lists its product as uncharacterized. The record is from RefSeq and is a predicted model, not a curated record. Gene Ontology annotation, biological process: biosynthetic process. Lineage: Eukaryota; Heterolobosea; Eutetramitea; Acrasida; Naegleriidae. The transcript has 2 exons. The coding region runs from base 1 to 1530 and encodes 509 amino acids. Gene Ontology annotation, molecular function: L-alanine:2-oxoglutarate transaminase activity; pyridoxal phosphate binding.
AUGAAUUCCAAUGAUUCAUCAUCAUCGUCCGAACUCAAAUCAUCAUUAGAAAUGCAAGGAAUCAAAAAAGUCUUAACUACUCAAAGUAUCAAUCCAAACAUUCUCAAGACGUCCUAUGCCGUCCGUGGUAAGGUCGUGAUUCGUGCCAAUCAAAUUGAGCAUGAAUUAAAGACCAAUCCAUCUGCCUUUGCUUUCCAAGAUAUUGUCUAUUGUAAUAUUGGUAAUCCACAACAAUUGAAGCAAAAGCCUUUAACUUUCCAUCGUAAUGUCCUCUCAUUGCUGACUGCUUCCCAUUGGUUAGAGGAUUCAUCCAAGAAGGAACUCUUGAGCCAAAUGGUGAAUCGGGACGUAUUAGAACGAGCCGAGAGAAUCUUGUCCAACAUUGAUUCCAAAUCGACAGGUGCCUACACUCACUCCCAAGGCUAUGAAUUUGUUCGUGCCGAUGUUGCUGAAUUCAUUGAGAAGAGAGAUGGACUCAAGAAGGGAACCAUCCACACCGAGAGAAUCUUCCUAACAGAUGGAGCCUCUCCUGGUGUUCAAUUGUGUUUGAAAACUUUGAUCCGAAAUGAACACGAUGGUAUCAUGAUUCCAAUUCCUCAAUAUCCAUUGUAUUCGGCUACGAUUGAUUUGUGUGGAGGUUCUCAAGUUCCUUACUAUUUGGAGGAAGAGAGUGGAUGGGGAUUAACCAUGCCAGAAUUGGAGAGAGCCUAUGAAGCAGCAGUCAAGAAGGGACAACACGUACGAGCUUUGGUAAUUAUCAACCCUGGAAAUCCAACAGGACAAGUCUUGGAAAGGUCACACAUGGAACAAGUGAUUCAAUUUUGUAUCAAGAAGGGAGUGGUCUUGUUGGCAGAUGAAGUCUAUCAAGAAAAUAAUUAUACCAAUGGAAAGAAACCAUUCUAUAGCUUUAACAAGAUUGCAUAUGAAAUGGGAGUUGAAAAACAAUUGGAAAUGAUUAGCUUCCACAGUGUUUCUAAGGGGUUCACUGGUGAAUGUGGACGAAGAGGUGGCUACUUCCAAUUGGGUGAAGCUGUUGAUGCUGCUGUUAAGGAAGAACUUUACAAGAUUAGUAGCGUGAAUUUGUGUCCAAAUGCUGAUGGACAAAUUAUGGUUGAUUUAAUGGUCCGUCCACCUGCUCCAGGAGAAGCUUCCUACGAUGAAUAUGUCAAGGAAAGAGAUGCCAUCUUGAAUAGCUUGAAACGAAGAGCUGAAAAGUUGGUCAAGAUGUUGAACAGUUUGGAAGGCGUCAGUUGUCAACCAGUGGAAGGUGCCAUGUAUGCAUUCCCACAAAUUACCUUGCCAGAGAAGGCCAUCCACAAGGCUAAGGAGUUGGGUAUGGCUCCUGACUUGAUGUAUGUUUUGGAAUUGCUCGAGCAAACUGGUAUUUGCGUUGUUCCUGGAUCAGGUUUCCAACAAAAACCAGGUACUCAUCACUUUAGAACUACCAUUCUUCCAAGUGAGGAACAAAUUGAGGGAGUUGUUGACAGAAUGGCUAAUUUCCACGCCAAAUUUAUGAAGCAAUACAAGUAA